GCCAAUAGGCUUUUGCAAAGCGUCCUAAGCUGACGUCAGCCCGGUACCGAUGAACAGCCGGUAGCAUUGUAGAAAGCCGUACGGUUGCUCGCUGUUUGUACUUUUGUCCACUAAUUUCUCCCUUGAAACGCGCAAACAUGCCUUUCGAUGUUAGGAGAUUUGAUAUCUACAGGAAAGUGCCAAAAGAUCUCACCCAGCCCACAUACACAGGAGCUUUCAUUUCCAUUCUGUGCUGUGUCUUCAUAUUCUUCCUGUUCCUGUCUGAGCUGACGGGAUUCAUAGCCACUGAAAUUGUAAAUGAACUGUAUGUGGAUGAUCCUGAUAAAGACAGUGGUGGGAAGAUAGAAGUGAGUUUAAACAUCAGUUUGCCAAACUUACACUGUGAUUUGGUGGGUUUGGACAUCCAGGAUGAAAUGGGCCGACAUGAAGUCGGCCACAUAGACAACUCGAUGAAGGUUCCCCUCAAUGAGGGUGAUGGCUGUCGCUUUGAGGGAGAGUUCACCAUCAACAAGGUGCCAGGAAACUUCCAUGUGUCGACACACAGCGCUACAGCGCAACCCCAAAGCCCUGACAUGACCCACACCAUCCACAAGCUUGUCUUUGGAGAAAAGUUCCAGGUACAAAAAGUAAAAGGAGCCUUCAAUGCGUUAGGAGGUGCUAACAGGCUGUCAUCUAAUCCUCUGGCCUCUCAUGACUACAUACUGAAGAUUGUUCCAACAGUUUAUGAAGACCUAGCAGGCAAACAGAGGUUCUCCUACCAGUACACAGUAGCCAACAAGGAAUAUGUUGCUUACAGCCACACGGGCAGGAUCAUCCCGGCCAUCUGGUUCCGAUACGACCUCAGUCCAAUCACGGUCAAAUACACAGAGAGGAGACAGCCUUUCUACCGCUUCAUCACAACCAUCUGUGCCAUCGUUGGCGGGACGUUCACGGUCGCAGGAAUCAUCGACUCCUGUAUAUUCACCGCCUCAGAGGCCUGGAAGAAGAUCCAGAUAGGAAAAAUGUCAUGAGGACCGCUCCCCACUCCUCCUUGCAUCUUAUUUAUAAGUCAAAGUUGCUAGCCUGUUAGCUAAAUCCAACCCGUACUCGAACCAGCUUUCUUUUGGAAAUUGCAUCAGCGUGACCAAUGAAGCAGCUCAGGCACUUGAUCUAACUACCAGGCUACUGUGUCUCAGUUACUGCAAAGUCCUCCAAGGCUCCGUCUGCUCUGGUGACAUGUGGACACUGACUAUCACAUGUCCGCUUCUUCCGUCUUCAGUGUCAGGAGAGGAGAGGACAUGGAAGUUUAUCAUAGGGCUGAAGAACUGUGUGCCAGGGGUUCAACCAGUAUGGUUUUUGAAGGCUGCAUGAAGCAAGAAACAAACAAACAAAAAAAAAAGAUUCCCACUGCUAUUCAAAUUUUUUAAAUUUGGUGCUAGCACCAGAUCUCCACACACACUCGUAGGGACAUUACGGUUUAUUGCUGAACGGUUUACCAAAAGACAUUCGUUUAUAUUCAGUGUUGAAAUGAAUUUUGAAUAAAAGGAGAAUUUGAGCCAGUUACUGAUCAACCACUGCCAAUGGGAGUGUUCAUUUUAAGGAAGUGUUGUGUGUUAAAAUCUGACUGAACUCUUUAAGUAUUGUGGUCAUUCAGUUUGUCCAGAAAACUGCAUUUUGUGUCAUUUGGCUGUCAUUUUAUCUCUGAUAUUCGAGCUGUGUGCCAGUAGGUUUACUGUCCCUUGUACAGGGUUAGUCUUAUUUGUUUGUCCAUCAGUUUCAGUGGCUGCGGCUGAAAGCAGUGUUUCCACUUGUUCCCUGCUUCAUGUUACAAUUACUUUUAAGAGACUCCUUUCAGUACAGUGGUCAUUGUUUACCUUUCAGUCCAUUGCUAUUAAAGGUCCUAGCUUUGAGUUUUUCCCAUUUUGAUUCAAUUAUUGCUUAGAAUGUAGUAAAGGUCUUGAUUUUCAUGAGAGAUAACUUUAUUCAUGCUUUUUUUAAUAAACAAAAAGAGAGAACUUGUUGGCCGA
This is a messenger RNA of Scatophagus argus, 2006 nucleotides long. It is a transcript of the gene ergic1, whose product is annotated as endoplasmic reticulum-golgi intermediate compartment 1. Gene Ontology annotation, cellular component: endoplasmic reticulum membrane; endoplasmic reticulum; COPII-coated ER to Golgi transport vesicle. Gene Ontology annotation, biological process: retrograde vesicle-mediated transport, Golgi to endoplasmic reticulum; endoplasmic reticulum to Golgi vesicle-mediated transport. The transcript is spliced from 10 exons. NCBI's taxonomy places the organism in Eukaryota, Metazoa, Chordata, Actinopteri, Scatophagidae. The record is from RefSeq and is a predicted model, not a curated record. Bases 138 to 1010 code for a protein of 290 amino acids.